AGCCAAGAAGAGGUAAGAAGAGGUAUGUAAAUACACAACACAGCCAACAGCGACAGAAAACAAGCAGGAGAUUAUGAAUGUAUGAUAUUAUUGAGCAGGAAGAAAGGAGUGGAUAGGACCGACGAAGAAAGCCAAUUUAAAUUAAAAUUAUACGUAAAGAGCAGCAGCUGAAACUUACUCAUUGUCAGAAGAUGAGGAUCGAAGAAAAAUGAACCAGGAACGCACUAUCGUUAAUAGAGACAGUACUGUGUGCGCAUCUGCAAGCAGAAGAUGUGAUAGUUUUAACGUUAAGCAGAGGAAAAUUCGGAAAAUCCAACAAAAUCUCUUGUUUGAGAAUACCCAGCAGACAGAUGAAGUUUGCAUUCACAUCCCUGCCCGUCCUCAAUGCUUUGCUGAACAUCUGGAAACUCGAAAAGAAUUUGCGAGUCAACCUACACCUAAUACGCAGAGCUACAAUAAUAGAUCAACUCCAAAGCACACUCUUCCCCUGAAAAUGACUAUUUCAAGAGCGGCCAAACGAAAACUUGACUUUGCAGCUGCCCCAAGAAGCGAAUUUCCUGGGCAGGUAGAAGAGGAUUCUCUUGAAGAAAUCUUUAAUCAAAAUCCAAUGAGGCUUUCAAAUCCAUUCCAGCUGGAUGAGUUAGGGACUAAGCCUGGCAAUAACUUUGCCAGCUCAUUCGAAAACUCUUUCAAAACAGCUGAAAGUAAUUUCUUCAGUGAUGCAGGAAAAUCAAAUUUCUGCAUUCCCCACAAUAAUUUCAACUUGGACUCUGAAGAUGAGCUUGAAAACUUUCCAAGCUAUGAUGAUUUGCUUUCCAAGUACAGCUUGAAUACAGCGGAUGAGAGCGCCGUCCAAAAUUCUUCGUGGACUAGUGAUGGCGAACUAGAUGGUUUCAUUGUGACAGAUGCAAAUCAGUUGCGAAACGACUUUCCUAACUCUUCUGGAGAGUCGCGAUGUUCAUCUUACUCGCCGCUGCUUGCGUCAUCGCCGCCUGAAAAGCAGCUUUUGCUAGAUGCUUCUGAUCUCUGCGCUAAUUACCAGUCUCUGUCUCAAAAUUCUUUGGUUGAUGUAUGCCAAAAAGAGAUUGAAAGUCAACCUAUUGAGAGUGAAGACUUGUCAACUUUCAACGAGAAACUCCAAAGCAUGAGCGCCGAAGAAGUGAUGCAAGUGGUGAGGAGACUGCAGCAACAGCCGUGAGUACACCAUGGUUUGGGUUCUGUGCGGUAGUUUUAAAUUUAAAACACAUUGUUUUACAAAAUGAAUGCACACUAUAAGCAAAAUAUUUUAUUUUAUGCGAGAGACCAAGUACAUUUCUACCUUGUAAAAUUGUUUUAAAAUAAAUGUAUAAAUAUGA
Molecule: messenger RNA, 1355 nt
Organism: Cloeon dipterum
Lineage: Eukaryota; Metazoa; Arthropoda; Insecta; Ephemeroptera; Baetidae
Exons: 6
Coding region: 209-1198 (329 amino acids)
Source: RefSeq, a predicted model, not a curated record